Molecule: messenger RNA, 996 nt
Organism: Solanum dulcamara
Lineage: Eukaryota; Viridiplantae; Streptophyta; Magnoliopsida; Solanales; Solanaceae
Product: transcription repressor OFP16-like
Exons: 1
Coding region: 191-856 (221 amino acids)
Biological process (GO): negative regulation of DNA-templated transcription
Source: RefSeq, a predicted model, not a curated record
ACAAAACACAAGUAAAACUUCUUUUAAUCCAUACCCUAACUUUUACGACAUCUUGUCUUAAAAUAUAUGUAUAUAUUUGCUUCACUUCCCCAACUCUUCUCUCUACUUUUAUGUUUCACAUAUCAGUUGUACUCUUUACACAACCAAUUUUCUUGUUUAGCCUUCCCCAUUUCCCUCACCUCUAAACAAUAUGCCAAACCUUAAUCUUUGCUUCAAUAAACUCAAAUGUCCAUUGCCCCCACAAUCCUCCGACAAUAAUAAUAAUAAUGAACGUCAUCAACAACAACAUCAUCAUAGUAUGCAUUUUUGCAAUUCCAUUAAAAACUUCAACUCGCUUUACGACUUAUCAUCAGAGUGCAACUCUAAUACUUAUUCCGCUACUAUACUCGAUGAAUCCGAUUAUAUGUACGAAUUAGACUCUACACCCGAUUUAGCCACGGCUUAUGCCUCUCAACGUUUUUUUUUCUCGACCCCGGGCCAUUCCAACUCUAUCAUCGACUCGUCAUCAUCGUCAAUGUCUUCUUCUUUGGCAUCUACCUCAAUAUCCUCCGUGGAAUCGGAUGCUCCCCUCGAUGGGAGCAUCGCGAUCCCCACGGAUUCACCCGACCCGUAUUUGGAUUUCCGAAGAUCAAUGCAAGAAAUGGUGGAGGCUCGUGGGUUAAGUGAUAUAAAAGGCAAUUGGGAAUCGUUACAUGAACUUCUCAUGUGUUAUCUUACAUUAAAUCCAAAGAGCACACAUAAGUACAUAGUUGGUGCAUUUUCCGACCUUAUUGUCUGCCUUAUGGCAUCAAAAUCACAACAUUUAGAUCCAUCGGCUGGCAGCACAAGUAAGUGUUACAAGAAUCCAAGUGAAUAAUUUAUUCACUUACAUUUACAUUUUAUUUUUAGUGGACAAAAUUAUCUGAUAUUUUGUACGUGUAAAAAUGUAUGUACAUUAUGGAGAGGUUCAAUUUGGUCCCCGGCUACUAAAUUGCUGUUGUCUUGAAUAACACGAAU